GUUUGUUUCAUCCGUCUGACACUCGACACCAAAUGAUCUCACAGAUCUGCAUGCUAACUCAAGGCCUCAUUCUGUCCCCCCAUGGUGGACACUCUCUCUGGGACAACUCUUCUAUUUCUGUCUGGUCUCCAGCCCCGGGUCCCACUGCCUGCCUCUGCUCAGAUGCUCAAAGACUUGACUGUGGACUACAUAGAGGUUUUUGCUUUGGAUUGUUGUCAAUAGACAGAGUCACAAGUACCAGAGAGGGCUUGUGUGAGGUGAGAGGCCUUUUUGGGGAGCCUGUUGAGGAGUUUACAACAGGGACCAAAUUAUGGAUUAUAAAACUGAAAGGAAAAGAAAAAUUUCCAGGAUUUUUUUGGACAGAGGCCAACUAAAAGGCACAAUGCCUUAGGAGCUACUAGCUGUAGAAAAUCCGGUCUAAGGGGCCCCAAACUCUGGGUCCUGUAGCUCCAUCAGCAGGCAGAGUGUAUCAUUUUGAGGUCUGUGUUUGCAUGAAUGACUGAACAACUGAGGACAGAGCUCUUUGCUAGCGACCUUGCAUCAUGACCUCAGUUGAGAAGCGGCGCUCAGGCCGAAAGAGUGGUGGGCAUCGAAAGCACAGCGAUGGAGGCUACAGCGACACCUCCAGUGGUGGGUCCUUUCUGGAUGAGACUGACCGUGAGGUCAGCAAUCUGACAGAUCGAGCAUUCAGGAGCCUCUGCAUUGGGGAUGAGGCUGUUUAUAAUGACUCAGACCUCUGUUCGUCUUCUCCCUGCACCCAGAGAGACAGGCAGCUGGCCUUUAGCCAGAGUGGCCAGGACAGAGACAGAGAGGACAGAGAGAGGGAUGAACUCAAGAGAGCUGCACAUGAGAGCUUCAGCAUCAGGAUGCAGCAGUAUGGACAGGACUGGAUCCAUGGAGGAAUGUAUGGGGCUGAGAUCCAGAGAGAUCCACAAUGGGAGGUUUAUGGGGAAAGGACACAGGGGAGGGUUUCUGCCACAUUCCAGCACUCCUUUGUGGAAACCUCUCAACAGGAAGAAUCUUUGGGGGGAGAACAGCUGUCCUUUCUAGGCAAUGGACCCACAGAGUUGAGUUUGCGGCAACGCAGAAGCCGCUCCAGAGUUUCGUCUCUGAUCAGAGCUUUUAACUCAGAAGGACAAAGGGAUGGAGCAGGGAAGGAUGGCCAACUCAGAGAGUGGAAUGAUGAGACAAGCUGGGACAAAUCAGCUCUGAUGAGUAUCCAAAGGGAACUUUCUGAGUUCUCUACAUCUUACCAGCAAAACUUUAACAGUGGUCAUUUCUCUUCAGCUUGCCCGUUCUCAUACCAAGACACCAACUUCUACUCCUCUGAAGUAGCAGCAGUGGCUCACAUGAAUUCUGCAUCCUCUUUUAUGAGAUCUUCCCACAGUAAACAUAGCAUGUCCACGCAGGUCAACUGUAACACUAACUUCUUUAUACACAGUGAGUUUAGUCCCUUCAAAGUUUGGAGGGACCAUAACAGGUUUCCCUUCCAACAAGGAGAAGUCUCAGGGUUUAUGCACUGUUCAGAAUUCCCUAAAUGGUAUGACACACCAAUGUACAGGGAGCUUUCAAUGGAGGCCCAACCACAGGGUCCAUACAGAUUUGAGGAGAGGGGUAUCAGACACCAAAGGAAUAAUUUGGCACCUGUGGUUCCUUCCACUCUUCCCCGCUCCACCUCAACAUCCACAAUGCUGCAGAAAGCUUCGGCUGUAGAGAAACGCUGCGAGUCAGAGGUGACAGGUCAUUACCCUCACAGGAAGCGGACGCAGAGCCUGGGAACUAAUAGACUCCCAUCGCAACGGCCAUCAACUGCAUCACCUACCAGUGAGAUGUCUCGACGUGUCCAGGACACCAUCAGCUCCGUCAAAGCCCUCCAGCAAAAAAUUAAAAUGAUGACAGAGAAAAAUACAACAACAGGGAUGACAGCAAAUCAUCAAGGAGUAUUUUGUACCAAUGAUAAUUUAAUUCCCUUUGGCAACAAUGCAAAAACAGUGGCACCAAACGUUGUCAGCAGUAACACAAGCACGACUCCCUUCAACAUCAGCCAACUGCUCACACCUUUAGUGCAAGCACAUCAAGAAACAGAGACAUCAGAGGUCGGGCAGUAUGCAGUUUCCCCUCAACCUGUGGAACAUCCUCCAGUGCGAGCAGAAAGCAGGGGAGCCACUCCUGAUGUUAGGAUGUGCAGCUACAAAUCCAGAGCAACGAGCCUACUCUUCAAUCUCAAAGACAACAGGAAAAGAGUAAAAAGCACCUACAGUCCUGCCAAAUUUAAAGCCUUGGAGACACUGGAAAAAAGCAAACAUCACUCUAUUCAGGAGCCUAGAGACACUGUGAUAGACAUCCCUGAUUAUCCAGAUCUAGACUUUCAAUUUCUUCAGGUAGAGGAAUCCAGCAGAGCAAAUGCUGCCUCACAUCAAUAUGUAAACCAGUACCAUAGCCCUGGAUUGUCACUUACAACACCAAAUUCUCAACCUGCACAUACAGGCCAACACUCAGAAUACACUUUAAGUGAUUACCAGACAGCUCAGAUGCAAAGUCAGAUUGUUCAUCACUCGGGGUUCACUGGCUUGAUACCUGAAAAUUACACUAGCAAUCAGCUGGCUAAUGGGCAACAUCUCCAUGAAGACUUAUCAUCAUUUACUCCCUAUAAGCAAGGCAUGAUAGAUAAAGUAGAAACUCUGGGAGGAGAUGUAUACAGGCUGAACACAACUUAUACUGAUACAGAAACACCAAGGAUACAUGCUGACAACAAUCAACCAAGAGAAUAUUUAAUAAGUAAGGCAAAUGCUGAGCAACAUUUUAAUGAAACAGUGGGAGGGGAAUUCACAAAGGUGGAUAGAUAUCAGCAGCUCAAAGAAAAUAAACAUGAUUAUAGUAAUGUGUCCUCACAGGAUAGGUGGAGACAGACAAACAGCCAAGACACAGAAAGUCUCAGUCUGAAAGCAGUCUCUCCAUGGAAACAAGAGAUAACUGCUUCAAUGGAAAAAGACCAACAUGCACAGGCUUACCAAAGAGCAGCUGUGAUAAAGGAGGAACUAAAUUCACCAAGAGACAAGUACAGAGGGGAAAAUCAGCAAAGUAUAAAUAAAGAACUUGAGAAAAUAGAGUUGAGGGAGAGUUUUGGUAUUGGAACAUCUUCUCAUAAAAAGGCUGCGUUGGUCAACACUAACAUUUCAAACCAACAGCAACAAAAUGCUCCAUUUAGUAAUGACACUAUAGAAAAUCCAGCAUAUUAUGGACAACAGCAACCAGGAGCUCUGAAGUAUAACAAUAAGGAAAAUGAAAUGAAAGAUCAUUAUUUGACACAGAAUUAUAACAGAUAUAGUGAUCAAGAAUACAGAAACCAACACACAUUGUAUUCUAAUAAAGACAAAAGAAUGCCCACGCAAGAAACAGUUCAGAAAAAACAAUCGUCAAUUCCACAGCCGUAUGAAAUGCAAAGUCUCCAGCCAAUAGAAGCUAAACCACAGUUUGAACAGAAUGUGCAGAAAACGUCAUUAUCUAACCCUGACAAUGCAUCUGCCACCACAAUAGCAAACCAGGUAAAAGACAGACAGUUUGUUGAGGUCAAGGCUGAACAGGUCAUGGCACAGCAUGUAAAAGCACAACACACCCAAGCAGAGCUGGCAAAGGCUCAGCACUGGGCUCAAGUGGAGCAGCCCAAAGCAGAGUCGGCUAGGUUAAUUUUAGCAGGGCAGACUGGUUCAGACAAAGUCAAAGCAGAAGAGGCCAAAGCAGAAUUAACAGAGUACCAGAGAGUAAACCAGGCUAAAGCAGAACAUAUUAAAGAGGAUAAGAGAAAAGAGGAAUUGACAGAACAGUCCAGAGAAAAACAACCAGAGCGUGCCAGAGAGGAACAGAUAAAGGCAGCGCAAUCCAGAGUACAAGUAACAGAAGAGCCUAGAAAUAUAACAGAGGAAGUAGGGGCUGAGGACUUGAGAGAGGAGAAGGGUGAGCAGGUCAAAGUAAAACAAGCUGAAGCAAAGAGGCUAAAAGAAGAGCACAUAAAAACUGAACUGGCAAAGGCCGAGCAGGCCAGGCAGGAUUGCUCGGAGCGAGCUAAAAGUGAACAGGCCAGUAGAGAAAGGAUCAAAGCAGAACAAAUUAACGAAGAACAGGUUAGAGCAGAUCAAGUUGAAAGGGAGCAAGUGGACGCAGAACAAAUCAGAACAGAAAAGGUUAAAUCAGAGCAGGCUAAAGCAGAGCAUAAAAAAGCAGAACAAGCUAAACUAGAGCACAUACAAGAGCAACAAGCUAAAGCAGAACAAGAGAAGACUAACGUAGUUGAAGUGGGAAAGGUCAAAGCAAACCACAUUCAAGUUGAGGAUGUUAACCAAGAGAAAGCUGAGGAAGAUUCAAUUCAAGCAGGUCGAGUAAAUGCAGAGCAACCUGUAACACAGAUAAGUAAAGCCAACGAGAGAAAGGCAGAGCUGGCAAAGUUGGAACAAACCAAAGUGGAGCUAGCUAAAGCAGAGCUAAUAAAAACAGAGAACGUGCCGGAAAGGUCAGCUAAACCCGCAGCAAAACUAACAGUGACACAACAGGUAAAAAAUGAGCCAGAUAAACUUGAACAAGUUAAGACAGAGUUAGCUAAAGCUAAAGCAGAAUUGGCUAAAAUAAAAGAGAAAAUGAGAGGAGAGCAAAAAGAGAAAGUCAGAAAUAGAGUUCUCACGAAUGAAGAUGUGAUUAAGACAGAUGUUCCUUUGAAGGUAAAUAUCAAUAAAAAGGAAGAGUACAAAGAUCAAGACCAGGCAACACAAAUGCAUAAACAGGGGGAAGACUCAGUUGUUGUCAGCAGGCAAAAUUCAGAUCAAGCUAAUAGAGGGGAUGAGUAUGAGCGUCUUAGAGAGAAAUAUGGUUUUAUUGAUACACACUUACCAAACAGAAACAAAGUGUCAAAUGAUGCCAAUGAAACACCAGCUUUAUCUCUUGAUAAAGUUGAGACAACGAAUAACGAGAAAUCAAAAGGAAAUUCUAGUCCUAAAAGCAGAGUUGCAAGUGCUAACACAGAAAAUAAGGAGGAAGUGGGCAGCUUUAAACCCACUGAGUUGACAGAGAGUCAGUAUGUUUAUAGUGAGUCAUCCAAAGAAUUCAAACUUUCUGAGAGUAAUUAUUUGCCUAUCAAUGUAGAUAAAAGAGAAAAGAGUGACACUGUUUCUGAUAAAGUGAAGGAUGAAAGUGUUGAAAAGUUUGACUCUCUGAAACAUACUGAUAUUUCACAGCAAAGAGAUUCUGAUUUGGCUAAACCGCUCCCCCUUGCAAGAAAACCCAGGUCAACUGAGCACAGUUUAGGUCCAGGUAAAGAUACACUUUUUACCCCUCCCAGAGCAUUGUUCCAUAAAGAGAGAGCUCAGACCAAGCAGGAGAUUCUGACUUCCAAGAUAAAAGCUCAUGCUGAAAAAGAGAUUUCAGCUAUUAAAGAAAAGGGUUUUGCUGUACGAGAUGGGUUUAUAUCCAAAAAUUCUACCAAGCAAUUAGCAGUUAAUAAUAUACGACAGAGGCCACCAUCACAGGAAGUGUCUAAAAAGCAUGAAAGCACAAUGGCCAGUAAUAUUACAUUAAAGCACCAGAUGGAGCCUUCAGGAAUACAGAUGGAACCAGUCAAGUUUGUUUCACUUCCCAGCUCUUCUACAAUACCAGUUAAGUCUGCAGCAACCACCAGUCAGGUUCAGUCACAGAAACAACUUCACAACAAACCAAUGAAGAGCAAUGACAAUCUGCCAAAAAAACCCAGAGAAGCAAAACAGACGGGAAGUUAUACCAUGAGCACAGAUGACGGCUUGGUACAAAAUCAAAAGAAAGAGAAUCAAUUUGGAAUGAAAUCACUUACACAAAGUAAAGAGCAGGCACUCAAAAACAAGCCAGAAACACAGGAAGCAAAUAAAGGAGAAAUAUUUGGAAAACAGAAAGAGGGACUUAAAGACAAUCCUGUCUUAAACACUGACCAUCUCAACAAAAAAGAGCUAAAGCAAGGAGCUGAGAGUAAACAUGAGGCAGUUCAUGAAGACUCAGCACCUUCACUAAGUCUUGCCUUUGGUCAGAAUGAGACCCCUGUGGCUGAGGACAAAUUGCAGAUCAUGGGAAUAUCUGUAACUGUACGAGAAAGAAAGCCCUCUGUGGACAAUGGUCAGAGGAAUAACAGCACUCAAGAACAAAUGAAUGUAAAAGAGAAAGAGUGCAGUAAUUCAGAGCUAGAUAAAUGUAAUCCCAGCUCAGGUCUGGAAGUAGGUAAAGGAAAUACAUCUUCAAAGGAAGUUAGCAUGGUAAAGCUGAAUGAUGGAGUUGUACAGGACACUGAUCCUACAGUGAAAGAAGAUCAAACUAAAGUUGGUAUGGAUAAUCAUCCUGAAAACAUGCUAGAAACUUCAAGACAGAACAAUGUGUCUGAGAAUGUCACUGUGAAAAGGACUAAUCUCCAACAGGAGAGUUCUUCUAUAAAUGUAAGACCCCAAAGGAUAACACAACUCCAAGAGCCAUUGGCUGAAAAAGGUGUGCCAUGCAAAAAUAAAGUGUUGGCUGAAACUAAUCCGCUUCUCUACAACCAAGACAUAAUAGCAAAUGAAACAAAAGACAAUACAAAUGAAAUGCCAAAAGAAAACCCAGUAAAGAUCAUAGAGAAAGUUGAAGUAAAGAGUAAUACCGAAGAUAAAAAUCCACAAAAAAGUCAUACAGCACAUGCCAAUGAGAACUACAUAGCCAAAGUAGUGAACACAGCAAUCAGCGACACAAAUGACGCAAACAGAGCUGCUGCUCAAACUCUGAUAAAACAUGACAUCCAGCCAUCAGUGAAAGAAGAUAUGACAACUGGCAUCCAUCCAUCCAAAAGCAGGAACAUAGAUGGUAAGAGUGCACCAGUGGAAGAAAAGAGAUGUGACUUAACACCACCAAAGCCAUUCAACAAAACCAUUCCAUCUAACCAUUUAACUGAGAAUGAAAAUGCUCAUGCAUCUCUAAAACAUCAGUAUAAAGAGACACACGUUGAAGAAAAUAAUCAAUGGGAUGAUGAUUUGCAUAUAGGCAGCAUUGCCAUCAGAGUUGUGCCAGCAGUAACUGAGGACAACCUGAAAAUGGCAGGAAAACAUCAUGUCAACAUCACCACUGUCCCGUCUGAUGUAGCUGCAGCUAAUGAACAUAAACAAGAUGCAUCAUCUAGUCUUGAAAACAAUGAAGACAGAACCAAAGACCUCAAUACAGAAAGUAGGGAAAAGCAAAUGGAGGAAAGUUUGGAAGACAAAUUUGGAAUACAAUGUGUUUUGUCCAGUGUGAAAAAACUGUCCAAAUCACUACAACUCGGUAAUCAACAGAACAGCAUAAACACCACCAGUGAGAAUACUCAAGCGGAAAAUGCAAAGCCUGAAAAAGUAAAUAAAAGCGGGAAAUCAGCGGAUGAAUUAACAGUAAGACCAAUGGUGGGAGACUACUUUCAAGUGCAAGGGACUGCAGAAAAAAAUAAUGAACCAUACAAUCAUACCAAUGCUGUUUCAAAGGGAAGGGAACUUCCAGCAUUACUAUCAAACAAGGCAGCUAUCAGCAAUGAAUCUUGCAAUGAAGGAAAAAAUCCAGUAUUUGUUUUGGAUCAAAGUAAAAGGAAAUCAAGUUCAGUAAGAGUUCAAGAUGAGAACAUGAAAAAGAGAAACAGGGAAACAGAUGAUAAUCUGGAUUCAAAACUGAGUGAUGGUCCCACAGAGAGACAGAGUAAUAAAAAUGAGAAGACAGAGGCUGGUCAAGCUGUUCAUAUCAGAAAACUUUAUACAGAGAAUCAGUCCAGUUUAACAGCAAGGGAAACAAAGAGCUCAAUAAAUUCAUACCUGACACAGGAAGAUACGGUUAAAGAAAAACCUAAAGUUAAACCAAAACCAAAAGAAAGAGUAUCCACAAUACCUGAGAUAUCAGCAAUUGCAGACUAUGCCAGGUUAAAAGUAAUUGUUUCGGAAGACGAGGCAAACAAAAUUCAGGAAUUCCCACCCAACAAAAAGGAGGGAUUUUUCCCACUAAUACAGACUCGUCACAGCAGACGUCCAAUGUUCACUGCUGACCCACAAGACCUCUCUGUAAAAGAGAAAAGUUUGCCAAAUAAGACAGAGGUCAGCUCCAAAGUGAACAAACAACCCAAACCCUUAGUAUUUCCCAUUACUGAGAGAGAACACCAAAGGACGGGGAUGUUUAAACUGGGAGACAAAGAAAGACAAGAGAAAAUGAUUUUAGAUGCCAAAGCCAAUGAAGGUGUAUUAGACACUGGAGCAAAACAUGCACAACAGCUCAAAGCAAGUAACAAGUCACCAUCAAGUCAUCUUAAGAACCAGGGAAGAGAAGAACAAGUGACUGGAACUGAUACCCAAAGAGUUCGACAAGUAGAACAAAGUAUUCAUCAGCCAAACAAUCCUCCUAUGCAAGCAACAACCUCAUCUUCUGCAGUCAACAGGCCAAGAAGCACUUCUGUGUCACAACACCUAAAGCCACUUGAGAUCUCCAAUCCACAUGAAAAACUUGUGGGACAAGUGUACAACAUAGAGGAAAGCACAACAACUCUAAAAAAAGAUGAGGAGAUUGAAAAUGCACUGGCUAAGAUUGGGGAAAAGAGAACAGAUAAAAUGAGGCAAGAAAGGUUUGCAACUCGGCAUGAAGAAACCGAAACACAACAUCAGAGUAGAGCAAAACAGUUUGAGGAAAAACAAGCUUCUAGGAUAGAAGAGGAGAAAAGAGCUGAAGACAUGAGAGUAAGAAAUAUGAUAGAGGAGAAUAGAGCUUCUGUUGCUGAGGAAGAGAGGAGAGCCGCUCAGAGAGAAGAGGAGAGGAGAGCAAGAGAGCGGGAGACCAUUGCUAUUAAGAUCAAGGAGAAGCGGGAAAAACAGAGAGAAGCAGAAAGAAGGGCAGAGGAAGAAAGAGCUGCUCAAAAAGAAGAGGAGAUGAAAGCAAAUCAAAGAGAAGAAGAAAGGAGAAUGAAAGAAAUUGAGGAGAAGAGGAGAAUAGAAAUUGAGGAGUGUAAAGCAAAAUUGAGAGAGGAGGAAGAGCAGAUAAAAGAGAAUGAGGAGAAGAGGAGGGUGAAACAGCAAGAGGAGGAGAGAGCUGCACGAGAGGAGAUGCAGAGAAGAGCUGCUGAAGAAGGGAAGCAGAGGAGAGCUGCUGAAGAGGAGAGGCAGAGGAGAGCUGCUGAAGAGGAGAAGCAGAGGAGAGCUGCUAAAGAGGAGAAGCAGAAGAGAGCUGCUGAAGAGGAUAAGCAGAGGAGAGCUGCUGAAGAGGAGAAGCAGAAGAGAGCUGCUGAAGAGGAGAAGCAGAAGAGAGCUGCUGAAGAGGAUAAGCAGAGGAGAGCUGCUGAAGAGGAGAAGCAGAGGAGAGCUGCUGAAGAGGAGAAGCAGAGGAGAGCUGCUCUGAUUGAGGAGCAAAGGCGAGCUAAAGUGAUUGAGGAGCAGAUACUUGCUGAUAUUGAGGAAAAAGCUGCUCGGAUUUCAGAGGAGGAAAGGAUCAAACAGAUCCAGGAGCAGAAGAAAGCAGAGCAGAUGAUUGAAGAGCUGAGGGAAGAAAGACAGCAAAAGGAAGAAUGGAUGAGAACUCAGAGAGCUGUUGAAAAAGACAAAACAAUUAUAAAACAAAGAGAAGAAAGGCAAGCCAAAGAGGAGAGAACCAGACUCCUUGAGGAGAGCCAAGCAGCACUGAAAGAGGAGGAGAAGAGAGUAGCACGAGAAUGGAUGCUAGCUCAAAGAGAGGACGAGAUCAGGGCUAAAAAGAGAGGAGAAGAAAAGUUAGCAGCUCACAGGGAAAAGGAGAGAGCCACUCAGAUGGAGGAGCAAAAAAGAGCAGCGCAGAGGAUGGAUGCUCUCCAGUACUACGCCAUCACCUCAACAGAAUCAGAGAGGAAACCCAGAGAAAGACAACUAUGCUCCCCUUUACCAUCCCAACAAAGGCCCAAUCCAUCAGGACUUGGAUCACCUGAGGACUCAGGAGCCCAAACUAGGCCUUAUAGGCCACAUGCCCCUGCUUCUCCAGCUCCAUCUCUGCCCCGCUCCAACACCUCCUCUCCUGCUCUGGGAGCCAAGCCCUCAAUGUUCAGGGUCAAGGAUAACACCAUCAGAGGUUCCUCUUUCAAGUCAGUCAAACCACGCCUCCAUAAGAACUUUGGAGAGGAUUUCCGAAUGGGUUCCCCGAUGGAGAGGGGGUCAGAGAGAAGAGAGGAAGAGCAAGACAUAGUGAGACACAGUGCUGGAACUCCUGUCUAUCCAGACACAGGGUUAAACAGACUUGCUGCUAUCAAAGAAUCCAACACUUUUCAGCCAGCAUAUUCAUCACAGGAUUACUCAGCCCUUCUCCCACAACACAGGCCUUACUCCAGGAGGAGCAUCGCUCUGGAUGAAGAUGACUCCCGUUCUCUCAUCAGCAACAUGUCAGAGGAUGUAGAGAGUUUUGCAACCAGUGCAGCAGACCUGGCAGAUAUACGAGGCCUCUAUGACGGAGAGAGGCCAGAAUCAGCCUGUAGCUUUAGCAGUGAUGUCUCCCGUUCUUUGGGCAAGCCUCCAACUGUUCCCCCAAAGAGUGAGAAAGCCUUGCGCAGAGCAAAAAGGUUGACUACUCGGAGAAUCAAGAAGGAGUUGUCCAAAGCUGCAGCAGACAGCCCUGAUGGAGUUGAGAAAUCUCUUCAAGAAGUCUCCAAUAUUACUUCCUCCUCCUCCACUGAGGUACGCUCUUCCAGCCGCCAAGCUAUGGCUUCCUCCCAUUUUUCCUUACCUGUCUCCCUCGCUCAUGCUCCAACAUUGGGGUCUAGCUUGCUUUCUUCACACACAGAGCACAAAUCUUCUCGCAGCUCCUCCUAUGCUUCCCCUCAUGCCACUGGUCCUAUCUCCAUCCCAGUUGCUUUACCUCAUGCUACUGCCCCUGUUUCCCUCCCUGUUGCCUCGCCUAAUGCUACUGGCCCUGCUUCCCACACUGCUGCUCCUAAGACAGUUGCUCAUGUUUCCUCUUCUCCCACUCUCCAUCAUGCCAACCACCCAGCUCCAGUGACACAGUACCAUGUAGAGUCAAGCUAUCCCCAGUCCUACCCACUAACCCAGCGAAAGGUGCUGCAAGACCUCGGCUCUGGUCAGUAUUUCGUGGUGGACGUGCCUGUUCAAGUGAAAAAGAAGACUUUCUUUGAUCCUGAGACGGGAAGGUAUGUCCAGCUGAAUGUUCGCGAGUCGGGCCAAAGCACCUCCCGAACCCAGCCCCAGCAGACGUACCCACAACCUCAGCUCCAACCCCAAAAGCAGGUCAAGCUUCAACAACAGCCCCAGGCCUCUCCAGCUGGCAAGCCUUUUGUGCUUUAUCAGGGCAACCAGAGUUAUCCCCAAGACUACCAACCUCUGGCUAUCAACUCUGUGCCCCGCAACAUGUCAUCAGCCCCUGUGACUCUCCACCAGGACCAACAGCCUGUCAGGGAGAGCCACAGCUACGGAUAUCCAGCCCCUGAAAUGGGACAGAACUCUGAAGGGCAUCGCUACAGCCCAGAAAAGACUCCAUACAUGGACACAGUUAAUGAUAAAGGCAAAACAUAUAACACCAUUUACAGCACACAUGCUCCAUAUGAGUCGUCCCCAGAGGGAGAAACAAACAGCCAGCUUGCAGGAAGCUCAGUUUGUGAAAAUGAUAACUCAGCCCACUCACAAUGUCAGCCCCGUGAUAUAAUAACUAUGAGUGAACUGGAGGACUUUAUGGAGGUGUCUGACUGGUGAGAACAAUGAUCUUUUACUCAGAAGGGGUAGCUAAAUAAAGUAUUUGAUCAAAUAAAGAUACCCAAAAGCACAGUAUGAAUGAAUCAUAAUAUGCAGUAUUUUAACUGUUUGUAAAUGACUUUUCAAGUGAAAAUAGUCUAAGAAAGUUUUUGGUUUGUAGUUUUAAAAGGGGCCUUGUGACAUGUUGUUAGAUUGAUUUUGGAGAUUCACUGUUGAGCUAUUUAUUGUGUUACAGAGAAGUUCAUUCCAUUUGACUUUUGAAUGUGUUUCUUGUGUAUAUGAUCAGUAUCCCAUUGCCUACUAAACCUAAAAGUAUGUUAUCAUAUAUCAAACAGCAACAGUGUGUCCACAGUGUUUAGUAGUUUUGAACACUGGCAGGCCUGCUUAAGUUUGCAAUUUUUUUUUCUUGUUGAAGAAAUCGUACUUUUGGCAUUUUGUGAUUAAACCCACAGUGUCAAUUAAAUAUCUGCAGAUGGUGUAAAGCAUAGUUUGUGUAUUCAACCACUGUGUCAAAGUGAAAACAUGGUGAUGUGAUUAUUGCCGUUUUGGAGGUUUAAUUUCAUACUGUAGUCCAUUUUUAAAGUUGGAAGUGUGUGAGAAUGUUUCUGUGUUGCUGUGAAACAGAAUUGUGUGACAUGGACUUACUCAGGCAAUUACAACACACUUGAUUCAAAUAAAUAAUUUUCUCACCA
Messenger RNA from Perca fluviatilis (European perch), 12394 nucleotides. RefSeq lists its product as uncharacterized. Gene Ontology annotation, biological process: positive regulation of calcineurin-NFAT signaling cascade. The transcript has 3 exons. Gene Ontology annotation, cellular component: Z disc. NCBI's taxonomy places the organism in Eukaryota, Metazoa, Chordata, Actinopteri, Perciformes, Percidae. The record is from RefSeq and is a predicted model, not a curated record. The coding region runs from base 543 to 11702 and encodes 3719 amino acids.